Messenger RNA from Momordica charantia (bitter melon), 1696 nucleotides. RefSeq names its product transglycosylase. The record is from RefSeq and is a predicted model, not a curated record. NCBI's taxonomy places the organism in Eukaryota, Viridiplantae, Streptophyta, Magnoliopsida, Cucurbitales, Cucurbitaceae.
UUCUACGCUUCCGACUCCAUGAUCCUCCCCCCUAAGCUUCAAUUUCCGCGUCUUCGGCUUUCUGCUGGAUCUUCCGUCAAUAUUCUGGUAUUUGCGCCCGCUUAUAAUUCUCUAUUGCUUUGGUAUUGGCAUGCUCUUCUGAUUAUAAGGUUCUAUAGACAAGGUCAAGAAUGGCUGUUGGAUUUAAGUACUGGGAUGAUUGUGUUGAUCCACAAGACAUGGAAGCAAUGUGGAGUUGCCCUCAAGUAUGCGCUGAAUGGUUAGAUGCUGGAGAGUCCAAAGAACAGAAGGUUCACCUCUCAAGGGAUCCAGAUGGACAACCUUAUUUGACUCAGACAGAGAUGAAGGCAGUGGCAGAUAUCAUUGUUCAGAGGCACUUUGAUUCCAAUAUAGAUUCUGAAAUGAUCUGUGCCAUAGCGGAACUUGAGAGCGAUAGACAACUUCUUGCAACACGUUAUGACAAAAAAACCAAGGAGACAACAUUAGGGAUCAUGCAACUAACACUUAAAACUGCUGAGUGGCUUAUCAGUGAAUUGGGUUAUCAAUCUUAUGUAUUAGAAGGGAACCCAGAUGUCCUGAAGAAGCCUUUUGUCAGUGUAUAUUUUGGGGCUGCUUAUCUUAAAUGGUUAUCAAACUUUGAGCAGAAAGAGAGAAAUGAAGAGUUUGUAGUUAGGGCUUAUAGAGGUGGUACAAAGAAGGCGACUCACAAAACAACUCUACAACACUGGAAAAGAUAUCAAUCAGUAAAAGAAAGUCUUCCAUCCAGAAAACAUAUCAAUGAAGGCAUCGUGAUGAGUGAGGCCUCCAGCUCUACUACAUCCCCUCCGCCUGCUUCAGGGAAUACAGAGGGUGCAGCUAUUAUUUAUACAUUUUGGGAUUCUCGAGCUACUCCUGAGGACAUGGAAGAGAUGUGGAAUAAUCCUGAUGUUCUAAAAGAGUGGACUAAAUCUGGAGAGAAAAAGGGCAACGUACGGUUUUCUCAUGAUGCAAAAAAGAGACCCUAUCUUUCCCGAGUAGAAUUGAAGGCCGUUGCUGAGAUCAUUCUUUCAAAACAUUUCAGUACAAAAGGAGUUCAACCAACGGUUCUCUGUGCUCUGGCUGAGAUAGUUAGCAUGCGCUUCAUUAAUGGAGCUGGAGGACGUCCUGGAAUAAUGGGGAUCGACUAUUCAACUGCAUUUUGGAUUUAUAUGGAAUUGAGCCACAGAGCGUAUAGACUUGAUUCUGCUGACGACUUAACCAAGCCAUUUGUGUCCAUGUAUUUCGGUGCUGCCUACUUUGUUUGGUUAUCUGAAUAUGAAGGGAGGGAACGAACUCGACAGUUUGUUUUUCAGGCUUACAUAUCUGGGCCGCAAAAUGUGGAUCUUCAAGAACCAGGCCCUCUUUGGCUCAAAUUCGAGGAAGCACUGAGCAGCUACGAAGACACUAAAAUUGGCACUCAAGGGAGCUGUUCCGUCAUGUAAAGCAGACAUUUACCUCUCCAUCUGUUUUCAUCUGUAAGUUGUUCGUCAUCAGUUGAUCAUCGCGACAAGCAGAGGGUGGAAGCAGGAUAUUCAUUCAUCCACACGACUAAACUGCACUUGGAAGUUUUUUUUUUUGUACAGUGCAGGAAUAUUACAAAACAAAUCUGUUCCAUAAAUUCUUUUCAUUCAUUUGCCAACCACUAUAUUUCAGUGUCAGCACAGCAGUGCCUUUCUUU